Puntigrus tetrazona (Sumatra barb) is the source of this 2508-nucleotide messenger RNA. It is a transcript of the gene zng1a, whose product is annotated as COBW domain containing. The record is from RefSeq and is a predicted model, not a curated record. The transcript is spliced from 12 exons. Gene Ontology annotation, cellular component: cytoplasm. Bases 1301 to 2011 code for a protein of 236 amino acids. NCBI's taxonomy places the organism in Eukaryota, Metazoa, Chordata, Actinopteri, Cypriniformes, Cyprinidae.
UAAUGUUCAGAUUUGAGAUUCGAGAUUUGUUAAUUGUUGUAUGAAAGAGGUCUAAAAAUAUGCACAUCCAUGUUUACACAGAGACUUAGAUUAGGCUUUGUUUUAUGGUUUAGGUUGAAUUGUAAAGCAUUCCUUUCGUUGCAGUCCAUCUCGCUUUAGUCCACAUUUGCAUUAGCUGUUGAAGGAAUAGGUCACAGAAAAACAGAUUGCAGGGUAUUUACUCAACCUUGGACCAUCUGAGAUGGUAAAGAGUUUAAAGCGUCAUUGUAAAAAAAAUUGAAGAAACGUAGCAUUGCAUCUCUUGCUUUCUUGCUAUUAUAGUUAACAUCAGUUAACAUCUUGUGACGUGAAAAGCUGUCUGUUUAUGAGAGUUUUCUAUCCAAAUAUAUCGCUUUGUCCAGUGAAAAGUCACGUCUGAAUCAGGAGAGAAAUAUGCACAGAUCAAGCACCAUUUAUGAGCAAAAACGUUACAAACCAGUUUUUAUAUUUUGGACACGAGCAAUGGUUUAAAGCCAAAAGUUAUGACUUACAAGACAUUCAUUGAUGAACUGCAGUCAUGUGGAUUAAGUCAUGCAAGUAUAAAUUUCUUCAAAUCUUCGAUUGUUUUUUUCAUUAAUGCAACUUCAGUAUAAAAGUUGUUUUUUUGGGGGGGGUUUACAUCGCAAGACAGGUUAAACGUUUUUGUGAAGAUUUUUUCCAUCUACAUUGCAAAAAGCACUGUAAAGCAAUUGAGAGUGAAAGGCAGGAAGGGUCAGCUACGUCUCUGCAGCCGGUCUGUGUACGUGAGUGACAGGUGUCAAGGGCCAGUCCCGCGCAGGACCCUCAGAGCUCAGACACAAGCCCCUCUUCACUGUCAUUGGCCGAGACAGGCCUGUCACUCCUGGGGGCCUCAGGGGGAUAAGACCCUCCCCUUCUUCAGGAGAUGCUUACGGGCUGAAUGGGUUAUGUAUCUGAUGUCUCUCAAGAACACUGCCUUCAUUACACUUCUAUCAAAUAUUUAUCAUGCUUUCUUAUUCUACCCUGACAGUUUGACAAAACUCCAUUAUGUGAACAAGAUGGCUUAAAAUUGUAACACGAAACUGUGAAAUAACUUUUACAAGAAAAGUUGGAAAGCAUGGAAACAAACAAAAUGUACCUUGUAUCUGAAAAAUUUUAAGCCACCCAUAAAAUUUAGGCUUAGUUAUGCAUUUUACUACACAUACCUACACCCACAAAGUGUUUAAGCUGUUUUAAGCCUUAAAAAAAGUAUCCAGUAACUAGAUGAACACCACAAAACCUUUUCUAAGGAGCUGUUGCUUCCAUGUUUUGGGUUGAUGCAGAAUUAGGGAGUGAUGUCUAUCUGGAUGGUAUUGUCACAGUUAUAGAUGCUAAAUAUGGAAUGCAGCAUCUAACAGAAGAGAAGCCAGAGGGUCUUAUCAAUGAAGCUGCAAGGCAGAUAGCUCUUGCUGAUCUGACCAUCAUCAAUAAAACCGAUCUAGUGAACGAGAGUGAGCUGGUGGAGCUCAGAGAUACGGUGAGAUCAAUAAAUGGGCUCGUAAGGAUUCUGGAGACACAAAAAUCCAGGGUUGACCUGUCUCAAGUAUUAGAUUUGCAUUCAUUUGAUAUCAACGAUGGUGUAAGGUUAGCUGAAAAGCUGCAGCUGGUGAAAACAAGCCAUCCCCAUCUAGACAAGACUAUGCUGACUAUAACAUUUGAAGUUCCUGGCAGUCUGUCAGAAGACCUAUUAAAUAUAUUCAUUCAGAAUCUCCUAUGGGAAAAGACAUUUAAGAACAAAGCAGGCCUGCCGAUGACAGUUAUUCGAUUAAAGGGGAUCCUCUCCAUCCAGCAGAAACAUAAGAAGGUGAUGUUGCAGGGCGUCCAUGAGCUUUAUGAGCUGGAUGAGACUCCGGAGUUCUGGGCAGAUCACGAGCCAAGAACCAACCGACUUGUCUUCAUAGGUCGAAACCUUGAUGGCGAGAUUCUGAAGAAAGAGUUUAUUUCAGCCAUGUCAAAUAAAGACUGUGUUGAGUAGACGAUAUCUGCCACGUAUACAAACCACACAACACCAACAGUCCCAAAAUCACUGGAAAACACAGCUGCUGUUGUUCGCAGCCCAGAGUUUUAAACGUUUGUACCUGGGUUGCAAAUCCUACGAUUGCUUAAUAGGUGCUUAUCAUGCUUUAUAAUGUUUUUAAAUAGAAAUAGUGCUCAAAUCUGACACUUUUUUUUUAUUCUGAACGUGUAGAGCAUGAAAUCUUUUUGAAACACAUUUCAAACCAGUAAAACUGAUGUUAACUGAAAUGUCUUAAAAUGCGAUUUAUUUUACAUUUCCAUUAACGUUUACUCCAAAUGUAUAUCUGGAAAUGCAUUAUAGUUGAAAAACCUCUGGUCUUUUGUUUUAAGAGUGUGUCGUUAUUUAAACAGUUCAUUUGGGUGGACAAUUGCUAAUCGUGUUACAUAGACUUUUUCACAGUGUAAAGUGUAAAAUAGCAGUAACCAGUAAAAUAAAUGUAGUCUUGAGUUACUCGG